This is a messenger RNA of Lepus europaeus (European hare), 4289 nucleotides long. It is a transcript of the gene CALD1, whose product is annotated as caldesmon 1. Gene Ontology annotation, molecular function: actin binding; calmodulin binding; myosin binding. Lineage: Eukaryota; Metazoa; Chordata; Mammalia; Lagomorpha; Leporidae. Gene Ontology annotation, biological process: angiogenesis; muscle contraction; actin filament bundle assembly. The transcript is spliced from 15 exons. The coding region runs from base 282 to 1964 and encodes 560 amino acids. The record is from RefSeq and is a predicted model, not a curated record. Gene Ontology annotation, cellular component: actin cytoskeleton.
GCGGGCUGCAGUUUUAUUGAAUAGAGCAGUGUGCAUUCGGCUGCCUGCCUGCCUGCCUGCCUGCCUGCUGGCUCGCUUGCUGUGCUCCUCCUUAAAGGAAAUCGGUCCUCUCUUCCCAGCUCAGUCCCGGGGAAGAAGUUCCAGCCUCGAGACAUCAUUAAAACAUUUCAAGAUCAUCAAACCGAAUCCCAUAAGCAUUGGUGAUCAACCGGAAGUCUCAGAAGUGGACCUCUGAUUGCUUACCUCUCCAGACGCGAUCUGGUCUCCCUUGAAAGCACACCAUGGAUGACUUUGAACGUCGCAGAGAACUUAGGAGGCAAAAGAGGGAGGAGAUGCGGCUGGAAGCAGAGAGAAUCGCCUACCAGAGGAACGAUGACGACGAGGAGGAGGCAGCCCGGGAACGGCGCCGCAGAGCCCGCCAGGAAAGGCUGCGACAGAAGCAAGAGGAGGAGUCUCUGGGGCAGGUGGACCAGGUGGAGGUUAACGCCCAGAACAGUGUGUCCAACGAGGACUCCAAGCCAAGCACCACAAGCACUCAGGUGGAAGGCGACGAUGAGGCCGCGCUGCUGGAGCGUCUGGCUCGACGAGAGGAGAGACGCCAGAAGCGACUGCAGGAAGCCCUGGAGAGGCAGAAGGAGUUCGACCCGACCAUAACAGACGCAAGUGCAUCCCUCCCCAGCAGAAGGAUGCCAAAUGACACAGCAGAGAAUGAAAUGGCCGAGAAGGAGGUGAAAGCUGAAAGUCGCCGGGAAAGAUAUGAGACAGAGGAAACCGAGACGGUCACCAAAUCCGAGCAGAAGAAUGACUGGAGGGAUGCUGAAGACAAACAGAAAGAAGAGAAAGAAAGGGAAGACAUGGAAGAGGAGAAGUCCAAGCAAGGGAGCGUUGGAGAAAAUCAGGAAGAAGAGAAGAGAGCAAAGGGACAAGCUCAGAAAGAAAAGUCCCCAGAGGACAAGCCUGCCUUCAGAAAGGAAGAGGUCAAGGACGAGAAGAUUAAGAAGGACAAAGAGCCCAAAGAAGAAGUUAAGAGCUUCAUGGACAGAAAGAAGGGAUUUACAGACAUGAAAUCACAGAAUGGAGAGCUCAUGACUCAUAAACUUAAACAUGCUGAGAAUACUUUCAGCCCCGGCCGCUCGGGAGCGAGACCAAGCGGGGACGCUCAGGAGGCCGAAGCCGGCAAGCGGCUGGAGGAGCUGCGCCGCCGCCGCGGGGAGACCGAGAGCGAGGAGUUCGAGAAGCUCAAACAGAAGCAGCAGGAGGCGGCCCUGGAGCUGGAGGAGCUGAAGAAGAAGAGGGAGGAGCGAAGGAAAGUCCUGGAGGAGGAAGAGCAGCGCAAGAAGCAGGAGGAGGCCGACCGGAAAGUGCGGGAGGAGGAAGAGAAAAGAAGGCUAAAGGAAGAGAUCGAAAGGCGACGGGCAGAGGCUGCUGAGAAGCGCCAGAAGAUGCCAGAAGACGGCCUGGCAGAUGACAAGAAGCCUUUCAAGUGCUUCACUCCCAAAGGUUCAUCUCUCAAGAUAGAAGAGCGAGCAGAGUUUUUGAACAAGUCUGUGCAGAAAAGCAGUGGUGUCAAAUCAACUCAUCAAGCAGCAGUCGUGUCCAAGAUUGACAGCAGACUGGAGCAGUACACCAGUGCAAUCGAGGGAACGAAAGCUGCAAAAUCUACGAAACCGGCCGCCUCGGACCUGCCUGUCCCUGCUGAAGGAGUGCGCAACAUCAAGAGCAUGUGGGAGAAAGGGAAUGUGUUUUCCGCCCCCGCUGUGUCAGGCACCCCGAAUAAGGAAACCGCCGGCCUGAAGGUGGGAGUUUCCAGCCGCAUCAAUGAGUGGCUAACCAAAACCCCAGAUGGCAGCAAGUCACCUGCCCCCAAACCUUCUGACUUGAGGCCGGGAGAUGUAUCCGGCAAGCGGAACCUCUGGGAAAAGCAAUCUGUGGACAAGGUCACUUCCCCCACUAAGCAGGUCUGAGGCAGUUCAAGAAAGAACCCAAACUCAAGACCCUGGACCAGCUCAACUGUAGAGGGCUAAUUUGCUCUGUUUUAUAUUUAUGGUGAUUUACUAAAUUGGGUUCAUCUUCCUUUGUUUUAUUUUACAAUAUCCCAGUAAACCCAUGUAUAUUAUCACUAUAUUUAAUAAUCACAGUCUAGAGAUGUUCAUGGUGAAAGUACUGCCUUUGCACAGGAGCCUGUUUCUAAAGAAACCCAUGCUGUGAAAUAGAGACUUUUCUACUGAUGAUCCUAAUUCUGUCUGAACAGUGAUUCCAACCACAUUGGAAAUCAAUACAAAGAGAUCCAAGUUGAAAAUUGCCUGAGGAAUGUGUGCAGUAUCUAGAAAAAUGAACCAUGGUUGUUGUUUUAAAUAUAGAAGUCAUGUUGUUUCUGCACUUUAGAAUAAAGCAUGGAAGAAAUUAUCUUAGUAGGCAAUUGUAACUCUUUCUGAAAGUAACCCAUUUCAGAUUUUAUAUACUGCAAUGAUUGUCUUAAAAAAAAAAAGAUGUACUGUUAAGGUAUUACUUUAUUUCAUGCUGAUGCAUAUCUAAAUUGGAUUAUUCUGUUAGCUGACAGUGGUACUGAUUUUUUUUAGAUUGGUUUGUGGAUUUCUUUAGUAGUAACAGUAGCCUGAACCACAUCUUAGAUUACUCGAUGAUGUAUGUAUGUGCAUAUACAUAUACAAACACACUAAUGAUAGAAUGCUUUUUUAUGUGCUAGACAAUUAUAUUUAGUAGUAUGUCCUUGUAACUAGCCAAUAUCACAGCUUUUUAAAAAAUUAAAAAUCACAGUAUUAUAUUAAUAUUUUCAUAUUUGCCAACAGAAACAUGGCAGAUAGGUAUCGAUAUGUUUUCAAUGCCCAGUGACCUGUAAGAAAAAAAAAAGUAUUGAAGAAAAGAGAGACUAGAAGUGUCAAAACAAGUUGAAAUUUUCUAUAAGACAUAGUAUUUAGUUUAUAAUUAAAAGCAGGCUUGAAGUCCAGUGUGAAUUUUAUUAAAUCUACUAUCUAGAUCAAACUCACAACCUGGUUAUUCAUAACAAAGUUCAUAAAAAUUGGUGGAUGUGAUAUCUAAGGUCCUUUCCUUCAGAAAAAAUUAAAGACAAGAGUUUUAGUGACUGUAUUACACAUGGAAUUCCAUGCUUGGGUCUAAGCAAAGACCAGUGUUUGCUAAUGUCUGGAAGUAAAGAAGUAAAAUGAAUACAAUCCAGUAUUUAGGAGGCAGGGCAAUAUUUCCAUUUUUAUAUACUCCGAAAUGUUCUUAAAAUUAAUCUUUUCUACCUUUAUUAGUCAUUGGUACUUGUCAUAUGUUGAUAAUUUGUCAAAAUUUCAAAAGUAUAUUUAACUUUUACUAGUUACGUAUUAGUUUACUAGUGAGUCUUUAUUGAUUCACUGCUUUUACACACACAACCCAGAUAUCAGGUCUUAUUUUAGCCUAUAAGUUUUUAUUCUUCAUAAUAGAUGAUGGAAAAUUGCUCCCGCGUCUUGGCCAAAUGUUCUCUAUAGACAUCUACAAGUAGUAUAGUUCUAUAAACUCAUACCUCAGCGGACUUAACCAAAAUUGUUUCAGGCUCAGUCCCUACCACAAUGAGAGGGCCUCCCAAGGAACAAUUUUCUCAUCAACGAGACUCCUCCAGUAGCGCUCACCCGGGAGGCGGGCAUGAGGAGGGAUCACCGCUCAAAGGUAGUUGAAUCCUAGCUUUUGGCAGACAUGGGCCACCAAGAUUGCACAAGUCGUUCACCCGUGACAGAGUAGACACACGUCUAUGUUCAGAUAAACUAGAAUUUACCUGAAACUCCCUAUUUAGCCUUAACUACCAUCAUUGGAGUGAGAUGCAGCCAAGUUUGAGGUAACAUUGCUGUGUUGAACUUUUGAACAAGAGCUUUUCCUGAUUGCUAUUAUAUAUUUUUCUAGAAAGUGUAAAGUUGAGAAGAGAAUGUAUCAAUCCAGACUUUUAUUCCGGUAUUUGGAUGGAAUAAAUUUUAGGGUAGAAUUUUGUUCAGUUUGGAUUUAAUUUGUUUGAAAAACAAACUCAUUGUUUACUUGUUCAAUUAGAAUUCUCUGUUAUCUUUAAGAAGUAAAACUGCAAGCUGACUAGCAUGUUCUGUGAAUCUGCCAUUCAUAAAAACUUUAUGAACACUUGGUAUUUUUCACUGAUAACUGAUCGCUGCAAUAAAAGUAUAUUGUGAAAAUGCAUCUACAAUAAAUGGAAUUCCUCCAAAUAUCUUUGCCUCGCUUAUUUCUGUGUGUUAUAUUGCCAGAUGUGUGUCUAUUGUAAUAAAGAUGAUGGCAUGACAAAACCUGCA